Lemur catta (Ring-tailed lemur) is the source of this 3337-nucleotide messenger RNA. It is a transcript of the gene PLSCR4, whose product is annotated as phospholipid scramblase 4. The record is from RefSeq and is a predicted model, not a curated record. The transcript has 9 exons. Bases 162 to 1157 code for a protein of 331 amino acids. Gene Ontology annotation, cellular component: plasma membrane. Gene Ontology annotation, biological process: plasma membrane phospholipid scrambling. NCBI's taxonomy places the organism in Eukaryota, Metazoa, Chordata, Mammalia, Primates, Lemuridae. Gene Ontology annotation, molecular function: phospholipid scramblase activity.
CCGCGCGCUUACUCUGUUUUUAAUUUGAAAAAUCCUCCCCUUCCGUCUCCCUCCUCCGCCUCUUCUUUCCCUUUCCCCUGCGGAUAAAAUUAGACCCCGCGUCUGGCGUCGCCGGUGCCCAGCGGUCUGCGGGGCGGGCGAAUUAAUUGGAAUUCUUCAAAAUGUCAGGUGUAGUCCCCACAGCCCCCGAGCAGCCUGCAGGUGGUGAUACGGAAAAUCAAAUAAAAUCGCCAGAUCCAAGGCCUGAUGCCCCUCCUGAAUACAAUUCUCAUUUUGUACCAGGACCGCCUGGACCGGCUGUGCCUCCACCUGCAGGUUACCCAGGAGGCUUGCCUAUGGGAUACUACAGUCCACAGCAGCCCAGUAUCUUCCCCCUGGGCCCGCCAACUGGUGGUACUCGUACUAUCCAGUAUCAGCCUGGCAAAUAUCCUGUGCCAAAUCAGCAGGCUCCAAUAACAUGGAUGCCAGGGCCACCUCCUGUGCCAAACUGCCCUCCUGGUCUGGAAUAUUUAGCUCAGUUGGACAACAUACAUGUUCUUCAGCAUUUUGAGCCAAUGGAAAUGAUAACACAUUUUGAAACUAAUAAUAGAUAUGACAUUAAAAACAACUCAGACCAAAUGGUUUACAUCGUAACUGAAGACACAGAUGACUUUACCAGGAAUGGUUACCGGACACUAAGGCCCUUUGUCCUCCGUGUCACUGACUGUAUGGGCCGAGAAAUCAUGACAAUGCAGAGACCUUUCAGAUGCACCUGCUGUUGCUUCUGUUGCCCCUCAGCCAGGCAAGAGCUAGAGGUGCAGUGUCCUCCUGGUGUCCCCCUUGGCUUUGUUGCGGAACACUGGAAUUUGUGCAGGGCAGUUUACAGCAUCCAAAAUGAGAAGAAAGAAAAUGUGCUGAGAGUGCGUGGGCCAUGCUCAACCUAUGGAUGUGGUUCAGAUUCUGUUUUUGAGGUCAAAUCCGUUGAUGGUGUAUCCAACAUUGGCAGUAUUGUUAGGAAGUGGAAUGGUUUGGUAUCAGCAAUGGCAGAUGCUGAUCACUUUGACAUUCACUUCCCACUGGACCUGGAUGUGAAGAUGAAAGCCAUGAUUUUUGGAGCCUGUUUCCUCAUUGAUUUCAUGUAUUUUGAAAGAUCUCCACCACAACGUUCAUCAAGAUAAAGGGAUGCAGCAAAUCAUCAAUUAUGGUUAAUAAAGAAAAAUUAGAAAGUUAGUAUGGGCUUACAGUCAAUCCUCAAUUAUUUACAAGUAUAUUUUCUGCUUUGCAGAUUUUUGUUAUUGAGUGUUAACUUUGACAGGUAGGUUGAGAGUCUGAAUGAAAGAAAGAAUACAAUCUAAACAUGUGUUUCUGUUCACUUGGUAGACUAGGAGUUCAUCCUGAAAGCCAAUGAGUCCUACUUAAAAUACUAUAAACGCUUAAAACACUAUAAACAUGAAAUAAGGGAAAAUGAACCCCUGAGCUCUCACAUUAAUAGGGUAGCAAGAUGGUGGACUCUUUAGAGCCGUCUUUGUUGGAAUAAAAUAACAUGUCAUCUAUCUUUAAUCCUCUCCUGUCUCUCCUCUCCAUCAUGUCCUUUUACUGAAGACAAGCUUGAUUCCAUGUGAAAAGAAUGAUACUCUUCAUCUUUAAAAACAAACAGAAAAGCAGACAGAAAUAUUAUGUUUUAUUGUACAAAGAAAGUUUACUUGUGGAUAUGUAUCAAAACCUCAUUCUACAAAAUUUAUAAAAGGUUCACUGGGAAAUUUGAUUUUAUUACAAAAUAAAACAUGUAUUUUUUUUUAAUCUUAAGGUUUGUAUUUCCCAUGCCUGUUCCCUACUUUACUGGCAUGGGCAAUCAGGAGCUGCCUGUACAUGAAGGCAGGAUCAGACUGUCAGGAAAGGAGCUCCAGAGCUACAGUCAAUGAAGAUCUCUGAGCAAAUUAGAGAUAUUAGUGUCUUUGUAAGAAGCUUGCAUUUAAUACAUUUAUACAUAAUACAUUUAUACAUUUAACACAUGACCUCUCUUGGUCACAGAUGCCUUAUAUAUAAAAUAGGUAUGACUGAAUCUCUAAGAUUGUCUAUUGUACCUGCGUGUCUCAUUUCAUGUGAUACAGAAGACAUAAUUGUUUUUUCUUUAAAGAAGAUCCCUGGUAGUCACCAUACUGUUCUAAUGACAAGAACUGGAGUUAUGUUUUUAAAUUUUGAAAUGUGACAUUUUGUGUAGCAGUUUAUAAAAGCAAAAGCCACAAAUUCUGAAGUGAUUAAUAAUGCUUUGCUGCUUUUUAUUUACAUGAUAAAUAAAUGUGUAUCUACACAAAGUAACAAAACACAGCAAAUAUGCUACUUCUCUGAGAUCCAAAGCUUAUCAGUAAACAUUAUAUAAGACCAAGAAUAAAGUAUCCAUUGUACUUGUUUGUAUGAAUUAACUAAAAGCAUAGUGUAUAAGUGAAUACACUGUGAUUAACUUGCCUCUAUUGUGCCUUAGCUUCCUACCUGGACAUGGACUAUGUUUUUGUAUGUGUGUGUGUGUAAGAUGUUUCUUAUAAUUUCUCUUUCUUUAAAAAAUAAUACCUGUACCAUAUUUUUAUAAUACAAUUUACAUUAUUAUUUCUAUAUUUUGUAGUGGCAUUUCAUCGUGUAAAAUUGAUCAGGUUUAUUAAGAAACAACACCCAGUAUGUAGAAUGGGAUGUAUUCUUCAUCUGCUCUUUAUUACAUAAACAAAGACUCAGUGCUCUUAGGUGGGGUUGUUCUGAGAUAAGAGCCCUAGUCCACAGUUCUUUCUGAAAUGAAACGAAGGUGCUCCAAUUUUAGAUUAUACUCAUCUUUUCAUGGUAAAGUUGUUUAACUCAGUUUCUUGUAAUGUUCAUCUUUAUAUGCUGCUACAAGCUUUUUCAAAAAGGUGCAAAAGCUGCUUUCUAAAAUAUUAAUUGCCUUACAUUUGAAAAUGCAAUUGCAAUCUUAAACAGACAUAUGCAUUUCCUGUAAUGAUAUGUGACAUUUAAUAUAGAAAAAACAAACAGUAUUCAGGAAGUUUAUCUAUAUACACUUUUUAUUUUUACUUGCCUAAAUCCCUAUAUUCCAAGAUUUGCUGCAUAACAGUCAAUAUGCACAUGUAUAUAUUCAGCAUAAGACGUGACAUUUAAAAAUUCUGUCUGAAGUUUUGUGGUAUUAACAUGUCUCUUGUCUCCUACAGUUACAAUUUAUCUUUCUUAAAAAAAUAAUGUCAUGUGCUAGCUAAUAUUUUUAUAAUACAAUUUGCAUUAUAAUUUCUCUAUUUUAGUGGCAUUUCAUUGUGCAAAAUUAAAAAACAAACAGGUGUUAUUCUCUGAAUUUUGUGUUUUCGUGAUUUCUUAUAUUGUU